Molecule: messenger RNA, 303 nt
Organism: Knipowitschia caucasica
Lineage: Eukaryota; Metazoa; Chordata; Actinopteri; Gobiiformes; Gobiidae
Source: the annotation of a GenBank genome assembly
AUGAGCGUCACAGUCCGACACAAGAGCAGAGAAAGGAGCGGAGGGAAAAGAAAGAGGCGCAUUGGACACAUCCCUGAGCGCGUGUCAAAUCUGCAACAGUCUCAAAGUCUGAGGAGGAAGAAGGAACCAAGCUGUCACCCUCCCUCCCUCACCCUCUCUCACCCUCCCUCACCCCUCCCUCACCCCUCGCUCACCCCUCCCUCACCCCUCCCUCACCCCUCUCUCUCGGUGCACACAGCCAGCUCCGGCCUGCAGGCUUCCAUUACCAUAUCACCACAUUUGCAUAAAUCCCAACACUCUUAA